AUGGCAGCCAUCACCGGGGACCAGGUGGCUGUGUAUGAUCGCCAGCUUCGCCUUUGGGGUGUCCAAGCACAGCAAAGGCUACUCAACGCCAAGGUUCUGAUCUGGGGCCUUGAGGGCAGCAAUGUGGAAGCCUGCAAGAACUUGGUGCUGGCAGGAAUUUCGCUGACCUUGAGGGAUCACCGCACAGUUGGAGCCGCGGACGUCGGCUUCAACUACUUCCUUCGGCCGGAGGACCUGGGGCAGUCCAGAGCCACUUGCGCCUCGAAGAGGGUUCAAGAGAUGAACCCGCUUUGUACUGUCUCUUGCAGCAGCGAUCGGGCAGAGACCGGCAGCGACGAAGCAAAGCUGAAGGAUCUUGUGAAGGGCUUUGACAUUGUUAUCGUUGGCUUGAGCGUGCUGGGCUACGACUUCGAGCUUGCAUCCAGCCUGGAUGCGGCGUGCAGAAGCUUAGGUGCAGGCUUUAUGCUGACUGUCGCAGCGGGCGAGAUAGCCUUCUUCUUCUCAGAUCAGAACGAGCAUGUUAUGCAGGAGCGAAGUUCGGCCCAAGGCGCAGCAGAAUCCGCAGGACCUCAGGACCCAGAGAACUUCAGCUUCCCUCCAUUCAGUCAUUUCUUGAGCGGCAUACCGCGAAUGCUGCAUGGGAAGUGCGAUGCCUCUUUCAAGCUCAUUGGCCUCUUUGCGUCUUUCCUCCGAAGUGGAGGCAAAGCAACGCCCAGUGCCGCAUCGGAUUUCGAGGCCCACUGCCGAGACACUGUGAAGUGUCAGCCAUCUGUUGAUGGCAUCCCAUCUAUGAAGGAGGUCUUCGGCCACUUCUUCGUGGAGCCACUCAUCCAUGUGGCCUCCGUGCUCGGCGGCCUCUUGUCCCAGGAGGUCAUCAAGGCGAUGGGACGCUAUGGCGCACGCCUUUAA
Molecule: messenger RNA, 909 nt
Organism: Symbiodinium sp. CCMP2456
Lineage: Eukaryota; Dinophyceae; Suessiales; Symbiodiniaceae
Source: the annotation of a GenBank genome assembly